AUGGCGCUGGAGAUGGGGCGCUACGGUGAGACAGCUCAGAUCCAAUACCCGGGAUGGACGGUCGAGAGAUGGGUGGCCAGGCCAGGUCUACCGUCCAACGACUGCAAAAAGCAUGGCGUCGAGAAACCGCCCGACAAGUUGGUUGCCAGUGCCAGCCACAACGUUUUUGCAACGCGGACGGUUGUUCUGGCGAAGGUUGAUAUUUGGGGGCCGGGACGUGCUGUCAGCGGGAUGGCGGAAGCUAUCCGGACGCCAGGCUCAAGCUCCGAAGCACUACGGAAUGGUGAGCUCCAACAGCGCGGUACGUACCGUGUGUAA
Molecule: messenger RNA, 318 nt
Organism: Colletotrichum lupini
Lineage: Eukaryota; Fungi; Ascomycota; Sordariomycetes; Glomerellales; Glomerellaceae
Exons: 2
Coding region: 1-318 (105 amino acids)
Source: RefSeq, a predicted model, not a curated record